Podospora pseudocomata is the source of this 861-nucleotide messenger RNA. RefSeq lists its product as uncharacterized. The coding region runs from base 1 to 861 and encodes 286 amino acids. NCBI's taxonomy places the organism in Eukaryota, Fungi, Ascomycota, Sordariomycetes, Sordariales, Podosporaceae. The record is from RefSeq and is a predicted model, not a curated record. The transcript has a single exon.
AUGGAAGACGAAGCGGCAGACUCGCUCUCUUGGAACAUCGCACUUGCUCCCACUGGCGACAGUGGGAGUCAGUUUCACACUAAAAACGACCCCAACAAGCCUCUCCAACGGCAGAACUACGUUGAACGGAAGGGCGCCGUCGACGUCCGGUGCUCCUGUGCCGAUGUAGUCCACGGUUUCCUGUCACCCGACAGCGAUGUUCUUUGUACCCUGAUAGUCCUCGACUUCCGUUUCGACUCUCGCAAACGCGCCCGACGCAUCGCUUCCGUCCACAUUGACCUCCGAUUCAGCAGUUUGGAUCCCAACAGUCCCUACCAGCCCGAGGUCAGGGCCAUUUCCCCUGACGGAAACUUCACCGUUGCUCCAACAACCCAAACCGAGUCAAGCACGCUCUCGGGAAAUUUGGGUAUAAGCGCCACUCCUGGCCCUGCCCCAACUUUGAGCGCCGGUAUCAGCAUAGACAAGAGCAUCACCAGGGAUAUGACCUACGCUGCAACCGUUGUGGGCGCCAAGUCUCUCCGGGGGCGCAAUUUUGGCCAGCCAAACUCGGCUUCAUGGACACUGCUGGAGAAUCCCGCGACCGAGACCGGUGUUCCCGUCGCCAUGCGGGCCGCUAUCCUGCUUGAGAGGGAGGAUGAAGAGCUUUUCCAGUGCUCCGUCACCAUCAAGGCGCGCGCUGACUGGCGUACAACAUUGGAAUCUGUGUUCGGCUCUACACCACCUGACGAUCCGGUCCUGUUCGAUCCGACAAUCGAGUCCAAGAGAACCCACUAUGAUGAGAUGAACCUUGGGGAAGCUUUCAAGCAGCUAUCGACUGUUCCCAACGUCACUUUCAGAAAAGGGUUACCUGAACAAAGGUGA